UGUCAAUAUAUGGCAAGUUGUGACUGUAAAAUCUGCUAAAAAAAAUUAUUUUGUGAUCGAUAAAGAACAGACUACACUUAAUUCAGGUAGUCAUGUCGAACAGUGUGUGUUCUCACUGUGGUUGUACAGAGAUAGACAAGGACACUGCCCGGGGAGAUGCAGUUUGCACAAACUGUGGGUCUGUUCUAGAAGAUCAGAUUAUUGUGUCGGAGGUUCAGUUUCAGGAAAACGCAGCAGGAGGUGCCUCUGUUAUUGGACAGUAUGUGUCCACAGAUGGAACCAAGUCUCAAGGUCUUGGAGGUUUUCAUCAUGGAUAUGGAAAGGAAUCAAGAACACUAACAUUUCAAAAUGGCAAAAAGAGAAUUCAGCAUCUUGGUGCUCAGAUCAAGCUCAACCAGCAUUGUCUUGACAUGGCAUUCAACUUUUUCAAGAUGGCCGUCACCAGACGUCUGACAAGAGGUCGGCGGUCGAGUCACGUUAUUGCAGCCUGUCUGUACAUGGUGUGCAGAACUGAGGGAACUCCUCAUAUGCUCCUUGAUUUCAGUGAUAUAUUGCAGGUGAAUGUGUACACUCUUGGAAAAACUUACCUGAGUAUAUCCAGAGAACUGUGUAUCAACAUUCCAGCUGUUGAUCCAUGUUUGUACAUUCCUCGAUUUGCUCAUAAACUGGAGUUUGGUGACAAGACUCAUGAUGUGUCCAUGACAGCACUGAGAUUAGUUCAGCGAAUGAAGCGAGACUGGAUGCAUACUGGGCGUCGCCCAUCCGGACUCUGUGGUGCAGCUCUUCUUGUUGCUGCCAGAAUCCACAAUUUUGGAAGAUCUGUCAAAGAUGUUAUCAAAGUGGUUAAUGUUGCAGAGACAACAAUUCGGAAAAGGUUAAAUGAAUUCCAGGCCACACCAUCGAGUCAGCUCACUAUUGAAGAAUUUCACACCAUUGAUUUAGAGGAAGAACAUGAUCCACCCUGUUACAUUGAAUCAAAGAAGAAAACAAAACACCCCCAACUGCUAGAUGACCAAAAUAAACUUUCUGAACUCACAGAAGAGGUUAGCUCACUAAAAGAUGAAAUAGAAAAGACACUGGAAAAAAAUAUGAAGAAACCAAGAGGAAUGUUUGCAGCAUAUGCAGAAAUGGCCAGCAACCACGAAGACGAUGCUGAGGAAGAGGAGGAAGACGUCCCUCUGAUAACCAAUGAGAAGGAUGCGACUGUGCUGAUAGAGCAAGAGAUACUAACAAAGCUCACCAGGGAGGAAUUAGAAAACUGCGAUUCUGUAGCACCUUCAAGGACUAGUUCACCCUGUCCUACCACUGACAGUAAAGCAGACGUGUUGAAGAGUGAAAAAAGUGACAGCUAUUUGAUUAAUUUCUUUAGACCCACGGCAGCAAGUCUAGGAAUAAAAGAGGUGGUCGAGAUAACCAAGGACAAAAACAACGAUACAUCAGGAAAUGAUGAGAUUGACCUCACCGAUAUUGAUGAUGCAGAACUUGAUAGGUUUAUCUUGAAUGAAGAUGAAGUUAAAAUAAAAACUGAUGUUUGGAUGAAAGCUAACGAAGACUACCUCAAGCACCUGAAAGAAAAGGAAGAGCGCAAAGCACAAGAAGAAGCUGAAGCAGCAAGUAAACCAGAGAAAAAGAAGAAGAAGUCGUACAAGAAGAGGCAACCAAUGGGGGAGGCAUCGACAGCGAGGGAGGCAGUCGCUAUGUUGCUGCACGAGAAGAAACUGUCCAACAAGAUCGACUAUGACGUCUUGAACAACCUCAACUACAAGGCAUCGGCCGCAUUCGAAAGUCCUGCAAAGAUGGCGGCAUUGGACACCCCUGUCGUAUGCCCCGAAAAAGUGAAAAUAGAACAGAAACCCAUUUUAAACAGAUUCAAGAAACCAAGACUACAUAUUGAUAUUAAAAAAGAAACUACUCAGGAGCCAUCAAGUAAGAAAGUGAAGUUUGAAAUAGAACCUUCCAUCAGCACCCCUGAGGUAUUGGUGGAAAGUGGGCCAGUCCAAUAUGAUGCAAAAGUUGAAGAUGCGAUGGAUGAUGAAACAGCAGAGGACUAUUUUGAGGAGGAGGAAGAGGAAGAAGUUAAUAUUAGUGCAGCGAAACUAUUCGGACAUGAACCAGUUGCAGACUAUGAUGACUAUCCAGAUGAUUAUUACAUAGACGAUGACUGACAGGGCGUCCAGGAAGUAGUCUGGUAUCGGGAAGCAUCAGGACAUUACACUGUCCCUGAGCAUCGUGCAAGACUAUAGAACCAUGAGAUUAAAACAGAGAUCAUGCAAGUACUGUGGGCAGCAGUGGCUUGGACGAUGGCAAAUUUGGCAGCUAGCCAGGCAUUUAUGUAUACUUUUAAAUACCAAAGCCUAAAUUCCAAAGACCAUCUCAGAAGCCAACAUAUACUACUCAGUGUAUCAACAACACUGUGACAUGUGACUUAUCAGUGACACCACACAGACACAGUGUAUGAAAAGAAAGAAUAUCAUUACUGUCACCAUGUGUUGUGUUGUGGAUGCCCUAGAACAUUAUCACAAUGAUGGGGGUGUUUCUUUUUGUCAAGCAGUGAAAAUAGCUUUUUGAAGAAAUCCAAAAAACUAUUAUGUUAAAGCAUUUUCAAUGCACUUCUCUUAUGCAGUGUAUAUGAAAAUUAUUUCACAGGAGACAUUAAAAAAAAAAAAAAUUGAACUUGAUGUGCGGUGCUUAAGUGUUCCACACACCUUCAGCAGUGAAUUGAUGUGAAAUAUGAUGUAUGAGAUCCAUGUUUUUUGUUAUUUAUUAGUAAUAUUUAUUUAUGUCACAAUAAAGUAUCAUCCACACAAAUUGAGAUGAAUGUUAUAAAAUGUAUUAAAAAAAUUUGUUUGUAAAUUGACUCAUUUAUAAUAAUCACCUAAUUUAAUUCUUGUGAGGGUUUUUUUAUUAUUGUUUUUCUCUUUUUUAACAUAUUUAAAAAAUGAAAUGAAAUGCCAAAUUGUUAACCAACUUAUAAAAUGGUGUAAAGUAACAAAGAUUCCUGAUCAUGGAUUUGAAAAUUACGAUGUUAUGGUUAUUUGCUGGCUUCUCAAAAUAAGAUAGAAACUGGUGAAUUUGAUGGGUAUUGUAGCUUCUGUAAUGGCUAUGUUUCACAGACUACUAAUUUGUAUAUUACAUAGUUUAGGAAGGUGCUAUCUACUUACCUUGGCAUAUUAGUGAUAUGACAUCGAAUCUUUUGUCAAAUUAUAUUCAGCGCAACAUUAGAAAUUGUAUAUUACAGUAAAUUUAUUUUCAAAAGGGAUGAAUUUAUAGUGGAAUUUUUUUUUAUCUAUGAAUGAAUUCAGACUCAAUUAUGAAAAGUUGUCUACAUUUUUUAAAGUCUUGAUAUUUUAAGAACAUUUCUUCACCAUUAUUUUCUACAGGUAUGUCUGCACUUAUUUAUUUUUUAAUCAUUUUACAUCACAAUGUUAAAUGUAUAUAGUCAUCUUAACCAUGUCUUCUUUUGACAUUUUCAUUUCUUCAUUUUAAUUUGUUUUCCUGCUUACAUCUAAGUAACUGACCUGGGUACACACUUCAGCUAUCUGGGUUGUCUAUCCAGGACAGCCGUUUAAUGGUCAGUUGUUAGUGGUUACCGGUAGUGAGAAAAAUGUCUGUGUUGUGGCUUUACACCUCCCCUGUGAGCCUUUAAAAUUAAUGAUUCUCACUCCGGUGUGUCCUGUCCUGUAUGGAGGAGCCGGCGGCAUGUACAUCCAUGACAGGCAUGUGCUACAACAGCUUGCUCUGAAUGUGCACGUAAAACCCUCUGACCUGACCUGACCUGACCUGACUCUGGGUGGGAAGCAAUAACUAGUACCUACCGUACCAGCAUUGGCUGAUGGCCCUAACCACUACACCAUCAUUGCUGCAGAUUGUAUUCGUCAGCAUUUAAAAUGUUGGGAUGUAUUAUAUUACAGCACUGUCCAUCCUGUAAUCCAUCUGUCCAGGGCUGUAGCUAGGAUUUUUUGUUUGGGGGGGGGGGGGGCAACUCAGUGGUUAAUAGUCUAAAACUCCUUAGACUGUUAAGAAGAGAAUUUUCUUUAGGUUUCUAUAAUUUUUUCCGGAUUUUUUUCUGGGGGGGGGGGGGGGGGCAACUGACCCCUUGCCCCCACCACUAGCUAUGGCCCUGCUGUCCAUAUAUGCAAGCUACUAUCAUAUCCAUUAUUAAACUGCAUUUCCUCUAAGAGAUAUACAGCUAAUCAAACAUUUUAAAAGAUAGCUUGAAGAAAUAGCGUACUAUUUAAAGGGACUUUCCUGAGUUUGAAGCAAUUUUAAAAGGUUUUGGGAAAAUAAAAUAUUUUUACAUUAUUAAAAAUACAAUUUAUAAAUGAUACAGUAGCUACAAAAUGGUGAGACAAUUCGAUUUUAUUUAUUCCAUAUAGGCUGUCUAUGGUAUGUGCUGUCCUGAGUGGACCUAUUUUCUAAUUGUUUUUUUUUCCAGUCCGAACCAGUAUCCCAUGACAUAUAUCAAAGGUGGUGGUAUGUGCUGUCCUAUCUCUGGGAAAGUGUAUAUAAUAAAUGAAGAAGAAACUAGCGGAUUUUCUGUGAGACUAUGCAUCAAAAACUACCAAAUGUUUGUCAUCCAAUAGCUGAUGAUUGAUUAAUCAAUAUACUCUAGUGGUGAUGUUAAACAAAACAAAUUAUUGACUUUUAACACCUUGGCUAUCUGGACUGUUUGUCCAAAACAAUAAUUAGCUGUUAUAAUGGUUAGUGAGAGACAAGUCUGCGAAAUGGCCUUACGCUGCUUCACAAUCUGUAGUUCGGUGCCGAUUCCAGGGUUUGAAGUCUGCACCCACCAGGCUUAAAGUCAAUGAAUUAACCACAAGAUGAUUGAAAACUAGGAUUGUUUUCAUCUUUCAUAUCAUACCCAACAAAGGAAAGGUAUGAAACAUGUUGGAACUCGAUGAUUGUUUUAUUGACUUAUCAGUGCAAUAUUGCAACCACCUUUUUUGUUUUGUGUUUUAUGUGCAGUUAGUGAAUUAGUGUGAGUGCAUAUAUGUACGGCUGGACCGUUACUCUGUAGUCUAUUCUUCAUGCUAUUUAUGUUUCCUAUUAAAACAGGUAAAUACAUGUAAUUUAUUCCAAGCAGGGGGCAUAAAUGUUUUACAUGCAUGAUCAUUGAUCUGGAUAGAUUUACCUCUGACACGCAUUAACUGAUACAUUUUCCAUGCUGGGGUGUCAUUGAACAUUCAUUCAUUCAUGACCCGGAUACUAUUCAAGACCUCAGCAUCUAUUUUAGACACUGCUAAUGGAUUUUCAGUGCUAUCUUAGCACCAAGAAAUCGUCAAACCAUCGUAGGAUAUGACAUCACUACAGCACAUGCUAUAUAUAUAGCAUACAAUGGUUUUACGAUUUCAUAGUGCUAAGAUAGCAUAGAAAAUAUGGGCCCUGGCUUCUAUUUUUUCAGAUGCAGAGUUAACAUAGAUUCAUUUUGAGACCUGGCAAUGAUAAAAGUAUUUAUUGUAGUUACAAAUUAUUAUAUCAGACUGGUUCAUUGUCUGACUACUGAUAUUAAAUAAUGUAAUACAUGUACAUGUGUAUAUUACACACCAAACUGUUGGUGUGUCCAACCUCAAAUUGUUACAUUGUUUGGGGGGGGGGGGGUUUAAGACAAUAAUUUUGUAUGACAGUGAUCAAAGCUUGGAUUUACUAGUAAGAUAAAAAGAACAUGCAUCUGUUUGUUUUGUUAUGGAUGUUUAUUACUGUGUGCCUUGAUUUUACGGUUUUCCCAACAAUAAUAAAAUAUAGAGCUUU
This is a messenger RNA of Gigantopelta aegis, 5748 nucleotides long. RefSeq names its product transcription factor IIIB 90 kDa subunit-like. The transcript has 19 exons. Gene Ontology annotation, cellular component: transcription preinitiation complex; nucleus; transcription factor TFIIIB complex. Bases 93 to 2165 code for a protein of 690 amino acids. The record is from RefSeq and is a predicted model, not a curated record. Lineage: Eukaryota; Metazoa; Mollusca; Gastropoda; Neomphalida; Peltospiridae. Gene Ontology annotation, molecular function: RNA polymerase III type 3 promoter sequence-specific DNA binding; RNA polymerase III general transcription initiation factor activity; TBP-class protein binding. Gene Ontology annotation, biological process: transcription by RNA polymerase III; transcription preinitiation complex assembly; DNA-templated transcription initiation.